UCUUGGGGAGCGGCGGAGUGCAGCUGCUGGUAUUGAUCUCUCCGCUUGACACUCUUGUUGGUUGAGAUCAGUCUCUCUCUCUCCCACUAUGGCGGGAGCGAUCAUUGAAAACCUCAGUGGCCGCAAAUUAGGAGUGUUGAUUGUCUUCCUGAUGAUCUGCCAGGUGGUGUGCUUCCUGGUGGGCGCAUUGAUCGCCCCAGCUCCAUCAUCAGUCAUGUCUGUCUUGGGGACAAAGUGCAUUGACAAGAACUACAGGAAGGACAAGUGGUACUGGACCCGUGGCACAGGAAGUUGCAAGAGCAUUAAUGAUUUUCGUGGCCCAGAUAGUGAAGCGGAUGGCAUAACUGCCAACAACAUGAUCUUUACAUUCCAGGCACCAUCUCCCAAAGACAAGCGCCUCCUUGAUUAUUCCCGCUGGCAACAGAACCUGAUAGCAAUGAUGCACCUGGACAUCUUGUAUGAUGAGGAGGCUCAGUUUGAUCCUCGAGCUAUGAUGACCAUUGAGGCUCGUCUGGGAUAUCGUAAUAAGAGGGACCCAGAAGAUAAAUGGACAGAAUAUGCAUCGUCUACAGAAGAAAGGCGUCUUGAUUGUUCCAUAGACCCAAUGCACAAAAAGGCUGAAUACAUGUAUAACUGUUCUUCUGUGCCACUCUUUGAACUUGGGUCUUUGCACCACGAUUAUUAUCUUUUAAAUAUUCGGUUGCCGAUAAACACACUAGAGGAACGACGAGAAAGCAAUAUUAAUGAAGAUCUUGGACUUUUAGUGGAUAUGUGGGUGGCAUUCAUCCAUCAGAAUGGAGGGUUCACCAAAGUGUGGGUGUCUCUCAAGACUAUAUUCUUCCCAACCAUCGUGGCCAUCAUGAUCUGGUUUUGGCAUCGCAUCUCUCUGCUCUCCCGACCUCCAGCACUUCUAGAGUACAUGCUUAUGAUGCUGGGUGCUGCCCUCACCUUGCUUAAUUGCCCACUAGAGUAUGUGACACUUGCAUUUGACUGUCCGUGGAUGACUGUCGUGAGUGACAUUCGACAGGGGAUCUUCUAUGCGUCACUGCUCUCCUUCUGGUUGAUCUUUACUGGAGAACAUCUUCUGAUUGCGGAUGACAUCGAGCGAAAUAGAAUUCGUGUUUACUGGCGUCAUCUCAGUGCAGUGUUUGGGGGGUGCCUGUGCCUCUUCAUCUUUGACAUGUGCGAGCGAGGAGUACAACUCCGCAACCCAUUCUACUCCAUAUGGGUGACUGAAGUGGGCACCAAUCUGGCUCUGGCAUUCAUCAUUCUUGCUGGCAUUUGUGCUGGUCUUUACUUCUGUUUCCUCUCGUACAUGAUAUGGAAGGUGUUUAUAAAUAUUAGUAGCAAACGUCAGUCACUCUCGGCCAUGGCAUCUGCCCGGCGCCUACACUAUGAGGGCAUCAUCUACCGCUUCAAGGUGCUUAUGUUGGCUACUCUACUAUGUGCUGCCAUGACUGUUAUUGGCUUCAUCUUAGGACAGGUCUCGGAGGGCCAAUGGAGCUGGGAUGAGAACAUAAAACUGGAGUACACGAGUGCGUUUUUCACAGGAGUGUACGGCAUGUGGAACAUCUACACCUUCGCCCUUGUCUGCCUUUAUGCCCCAUCACACAAGCGAUGGCCUAAGGAUCAAAACUGGGCAGUAUCAGACAACUGUGGUCUAGCAUCAAUACACGGAGCACUCUUGGCACGAGAUACACAGAGCAGCACCGGGGAAGAGAUAGAGUUCAGCAGACUGGCAACAGACCCAUCAGAGAUGUCAUCAAUAAUGGCCUUUGUCAAAAAAGCUGCCACAGAGUGAUCAUUUCCUGUGGACAAUAAUUAGAAAGAUAUCAUUAUGGGUAUUAAUUGCGGUGUUCUGCUUUUGUAUUUAAAUUUCUAAGGUAUAAAUAUGUAUUAGAAAAUAUUUAUAUAUUUUUUUUAAUGUUUCAAAUAGAUGUUUUGCUUUGCAAUUUAUGGUAAAUUUACAGUAAAUUUUCUGAAAUUAAUAUAUACUGUAUAUACUAUUUUCUGUGGAGAGCCCCUUCAGUUCCCCGAAGCUGUACCGAGCUGAUGGGUAUAUAUUAGACCGUGGCAACUGUCAAUCAAUAGAGUUCUAGGCCUACCAGGGACCAUGAGCCAGAAUCUGACCUCUGCUCAGAGAGGCACGAGGAGCAAUGGCCUAUAGACAUGCCUAUGUAGUUCACAGCAUCAUGUCUGCCAUCUACCAGGUCAGGCACCCAGAAAGGUAGGAAGCCCAAAACAAACUACAGCUGGUUAAGAAUUGCAAACCAAAAGCCAAAUGAGCAGGCAGAACUCCUCAAUCAGAAAAAAGUAAACAAGCCAUUGCUCCUCGUGCCUCUCUGAGGGGGCCAGGUUUAGGCUCAUGGUCCCUGGUAGGCCUAGAGCUUCAUUGAUUGACUUACCAUGGUCUAAUAUAUACACAUCAGCCCGGUAUGGCUCCAGGGAACCUCUGGGUCUUGCCCAGAAAAGGUGUUUCAUUGCAUUCAACGUUGGUUUUUUGUAUAUUCACUGUAGUAUGCACUCACAAUUUUCAUUAUGAGUUGUUACACAGCUUCUGAGUUGAUGCCUGCAGGUGUUACCACACUGUAAUCAUAAUAAGAAUGUUUUGUAAUUGUCACUUUUUUGUUAAGGAUAUUGCUCUCUUGCAGAUAUAUUAUGUGAUGUAUUAACAAUAUUAUCUAUGAUAUUUUAACUAAUGCAUAUAUAUGUGAUAUUGCAUUAAACGUCCUCAGUUUAAUGUGAAAAUUUUGCAAGAAAACUUAAAAUUAUACAAUGUAAUUGUGUAAAUAAUUGGAAAGUUCAACUGAAGAUUAAAUAUUUGGAAGCUCUUUAACUAUAGCUUCUGUUUUUAGUGAAUAGUGUAAACAUUGUGUAAUAUUAUUAUUAUAUUGUCAUCCACACUUCCAUGGAAAUGAACAUUUCAUUCACCUGGGCUCUAGGAGACUUGAACCAAAUAAGCAGAGGAUCGAGCCUCUGCCUCACAUGCGUUGGGUCCGUGGUUCGAGUCUCCUAGAGCCAGGUGAAUGAAAUUAUUAUUAUCAUCAUUAUCACCCAUGUUGGAUUGUGUGAGGCAGAACUCGAAAGGUAUCCACAUUUAACACCCAGAGUUGAAUAAUGCCAGUAUCAUGAGGGUUGGUAUACAAUUUGAUAUUUUGCCAAUUACACUAUCGUAGUGUCAUGUAUUGAUUCAGUAUUUAAACUUUGACAAUUUAAAGCAUACAUUGAGCAUUUAUUGGUUUAAAUGUAUAGAUUAACUUAAGAGUUUUUCCUAAACACAUUCCAUGAUCCUCCUGCCAUUAAGGUAAAUAAUGAUGUCCGGCAUAAUAGGGUCUUGUGCCUCUCGUAUUUUGUACGAAGUGUAGUUUUGUAAUUUGAAUUUCUAUUCAUAGUUUUAGGGCUUCAUUGCAUGAUCUGAGCUAUUUUAAGCUUGUUGUCAUUUAAUGUGUGUAGCCUAAAGAAACUGAAUGCACAAACAGGAAGUGUAUAUUAGGAAUAAUAUAUAAUGCCUCAAAAUAGGUAUUAAAAUAAAUAGUUUAGUGCCAUAUAUGUAUCUUGACUAGUAGAAAUGAUAAGAAAUUUUGAUCUGAUUUAAUAUUAUGGGAGAGGUUUUAUUUUGAAGUGGCAUCUGCUGUACACCAUUGAUGGAUGGCAUUCUAGUAAGUUUUUCCUUAAAGUUUGUAGCAAGCAAGUUGAAGACUUAACCCAUCAAGAGCAGUUAUUGUCAUGUUGAUUCAUGGGGUAAUGCAUUUACCGUAUUGUCAUACAUUGAUAUAAACUAUUAAAGUCUGGGGUUUUACACAUAUGAUGCAAAUAAGGAUAUAAUAGAUCUACUGUAUGCGGGGGUGUAAUGGAGUUUACCUUGACCCUUGGAGAAAAUCCUGCAAUCAUUUUAUUGUUUGGUUACUAUGUGAAUGCUGUUAUCGUCACAAAUGUUAUUAUGCGGAUGCAGUAAUAGUCUUUGAAUAAAAUUCCAUCAUAAUUGCACUAUAUGUAUACCACCGUUGUUCAUAUGGUUUUCGUAACUCCAUAUGGUUAUAAUGAAGUAUACCAGGUACACCAAUCAUCAAUUGAACUAUUAUAAUGCAUUACGUGUACUAUGAGUCUGCUGCUAUCUGUGGGUGGCACAUUGGUGUCUUACGCAUUUAUGUCAAUCCAUAUUGUCACCCCAUGUGGUGCCAAUUAGGCCCCGUCAUCACCCAGAGCCCAACAUUCAUGUAUAUUAUGUUUAUAUGGUUUUCACAACUCCAUAUGGUUGUAAUGUUUAUCACCCCAAAAAAUGUAAUAUCACCCCAAAACAAGAUUAGAGGUUAACUUAGCUCUCAGCUUGAGCCUGGGAUGGAAUUUGACCAGUUUGAGGUCCUGGUUGCUAUCAAAUGAGGGUAAAUAAUAAGUGGUCUUCCUGUGAUCAUGGCAGAAGAGCUCACAGGCUCAUAACAUGUUUUGAAAUUUGUGACAUGUAGUUUAAUGUGUUUGGUUAAUUAGAAAUAAUACAAAAUCCUCCUCGUAGUGCAAAACAAAAUGGAAAAGUACACUAAUACAGUUAUAAAUUAUAAUAUGAUGAAACUUUGAGGUAUUAAUCAAGAUUAAUCAAGUAAUGUACUAAAUAAUAAGGGUCUUAUUUUGAAGCUGAUGGCUCAUUGGGUGCCGUCUGUGACUGCUUCCUUCCACUUGGGAAAUUUAUGCACAAAACUUGUAUGUUCUGGAUACCACUUAAAAAUAUAGAUUUGAGAUUUUAACAACCUUUUUUGCGUGUUUAUUUAAAUAUUGCAUAGAUAAAAGCAAAUGCAUUAUGAAAGUUCUUAAGAUAUGAAACCAAAAGGAGUAUUGGUAAUGAUGCAUGAUUUUAAUCGAGAUUAUCAAUUAUGUUAGAAAUUCUAGUAUCUUAUACUGUAUAUACAAAGGCUAUUUUAUGGGCUGAAAAUGUGUUUCAACUAAUGGUGUUACAAUAUUUACGUUUUAGUAAAAGUAGUUUUACAGGUGUUGACAAUAAUAUACAAGAGACUGCAUCAUCAUAAGGUUGCACCACAUUGAACAUAGUGAUGGCUUUUAUCUCCUCGUAAAUCUCACACCAGAUGUCCAUGCUUGGUUACAGGUAUCAAAGAUAAAUUCCAGUCUCAGAGUUAAGUGACUGAUCAAAUAAUGAGAGGUCAUGUCUGCAGGGUUAAUUCUUACCAGGAUAUGUCUGCAGUGACAUAUUGUUUCUGAGGUGCAGACUUUAAAAACACAUAAAGAGAGUUUGCUAAUUUGUUAAAGCAUAAUGUAAACGGUAUAAAUUGUAACUAUGCAUGAUAUACCAUUUAAUCAGACCAUGCAUGCAUAAAUUUAAAGUUUAUUUUCAAAAGAGACUCGGAGUGUGUUUCAAUAAGAGUUGCAGUAGUGUUUCAAAGCCAUGCUUGUAAUCUGUACUCUGCCAAUACUAUAUAUAAAGUUGAAAUUGUUUAUCAUGGUCAUUUCUUUAUUUUGGGAUAUUAUUCCUGCUUACUUAACCAAGAUCAUUAACAUUGAAACAAUACAUUUCAGUGGUAUUUGAAUAGACUUGAGAAAUGUACAGUAUAAGGAUGGGAGUAGAAGUCUAGGUUGAUGCUAGUUUGCUUCAUCUUCAUCACAGUAUAUUACUCCUGGACUUGUUAAGCUGUUUUUGUGUAGUAAUAUUUAAAUAUGUUAGAAUUAUUAAUGAUUCAUGGCAUAACAGUAAAUACAAUGAACCUUGGUACUCACUCUUAAUGGGUUCCUGAAGGCAAGUAGUGCUGAUCUGUUCGAGUACUGAACAACUUUUUCUUAUAAGGAAUAAUGUAAAUUGAAGACCACAAAAAUAAAUAUAUUAAUGCAGUAAAUUAAUGAAACAAAUGCAAAUACAGUAUACAUUUUACCUGCACUUAAGAAUUAAUGACAUGUGGAAGGUGGUGAGACAGAGAUGUUAUUCUUUGGCAGGGAAGUCCCCUAACAUUAUCACAGCUUUGUCAAGGUGAUAUUUUUUAAGGAACUGCAAUUUUCCCCCAUUUUGCACACAUUUCUUUUAUUAAAGAAUUUUAUUUAGGCAUACCAAAUUCGGUGGCAAGAGCAGAUACAUAGGCACCAUUUUCAUAAUUAUCUAGGAGUUCUUUUUUCAUCUCGAUCGUGGCUUUAAUUUUUCCUUUUGCUUGGCUGUUAUCACUAACUUUCACCGACUCUUUUAGGUGCCACAUGAUAUAAAAAAUAUCAGAGAAAGUAGAGAAGUCUAGUGGUGUCCCGACACAUCAGGGACAAGUGUUUGUGUGAGGGCUGAGCAAAUGAACACAGCAUUCAAGUGCUGAAAUGUUUUGAGUUGGGAGCUGUUCGAGUACCAAGGUUCCACUGUAUAAUCAUUUAUAAUUCAUUACAAGUAGUUCCUAAUUGUAGUUAUUAGAUUUCAUUAAAAUUAAUUACGGUAUAUGAAAUAGUACUAAUUUUGUGAAAGUUUAUGUAAUUUUUUAUUAAAUUGCUGAAAAAAUAAUUAUUUUUGGUAUUUAAAUGUUUUCUGUAGUAGAAAUCUGAAGUUUUUAAAUAAAUUUUUGUUUGUAAACUUU
Molecule: messenger RNA, 6548 nt
Organism: Procambarus clarkii (red swamp crayfish)
Lineage: Eukaryota; Metazoa; Arthropoda; Malacostraca; Decapoda; Cambaridae
Source: RefSeq, a predicted model, not a curated record